CAUAUUUCAUACCUCACCUUCCUCCGGCCAAAUGGUCGGGGCCCAAGCUAGUAAUUAAGUACUUUUCAAAAAAAUAAGUUAAAUUUUUGGCUCUAAAAUUAUUAGAAGUGAUUUUUAAUAUGAGAGGUUUAGUAAAAUGACUAUAAAGGACUUAUAAUAUAAAAUAUGAAUAAAAAUUAUAAACAAUAAAAAGAAUCAAAAAGAAUCUUAUUAUGGUUUAAAAUUCUCUCUCUUCUCUCUCUCUCUCUCUCUUCUCAAUCUGCUCUGAAUUCUUCUUCUCCCCUCGCGAUGACUGCCGUCGCCGAUGGGGCCUCGCCGUGCGCUGUUGGCGGCGGCAGGUCCUGAGCAUCACUCUUUCACGUAGUGGAGGAGACCAGGCUUGACUACUUCGAGCCCGAAUUCAUCAACGGCUCACUUCGUAUCCCUAAGUCAGUCAUUGAGGAAGGGCAAAAACGAUGGGAGCAUAGUCUUAUAAGGGCUGGAAGUUUGGUACCGGUAUUUGGGAUAUACCGAAUACCGUAUCGAAUUUAUCACUAUUUGGUAUUACCGAAAAGCGACUUAUUUUUUAGGGAUUUGGAUUGAGAUUGAGAUUCAUUUUGGAGUGCUAUUCGGUAUUCGGGAUUGGGAUCGGUAUAUACCGAAAUACCGAAAAAAUACCAAAAAUUGAAAAUUUGAUGAAAUAUAGCAUACGACCUUUGAUCAUUCCUUACUCUUUCACAAAUUAUAAGUCUAUAUCCAACUCAAUUUUAACUUUCUAGUUUAAGUCACUCUCGUCUCUCACCUAAUAUUUUGUUAUUUUCAUUACACCAAAAGACAAACACUAGUAUUAGUCGUCUCUCAGGCUCCAAUUGGUCAAAUUAAAGAUUAUCAAUGGCAAAAAUUUGAGAUGUCACCUCUCCUCCAUUCUCCUUAUCCGUAUUCUAGCUCAUGCCAAACUCAAGGCUAUUCGCUUAGUCUCCUUUCCCUAAAUUAAACAAUCAAAUCUAAUUUAUAUAUGUAAUUAUUAAUUGUCAAGAUAAUUAAUUUUGUAUUCAAUAAUACCAAUUGGGAUACCGAAGUACCGAUUGGGAUACCAAAAUAUAUAGGGAUUGGGAUUGGGAUACUGAAAUUAUUUAGGGAUUGGGAUUGAGAUUGAGUUCAGGGUGUAAUUCGGUAUUCGGGAUUUCGGUAUUUGGUAUUGGGAUACCGAUACCGUACCGAUUUCCACCCCUCUUGUUGGUCAAUUUUUGGCAAAUCCACCGUCAGUCUCGACUCUAAGGUUUUGGGCAAACUGGAUUUGGGGCAAGGAAGGAGAGGUAAAAGUUUCCCUGCUAGAGGACCGCCUUGUUCUAUUCCACUUUCCGUCUGAAUCGGUGUGUCGAUGGGUUUUUUAGGGAGGUCCUUGGCACUACAAGGACAAGAUUAUUUGUCUCAGGCAUUGGGAACCAGGUAUUCAGGCGAUGGAGAUCGAUAAUUCGGCUAUUCCAGCUUGGAUAAAGCUCUCAGGUCUUACGACCGAGCUAGCUUCCAGGGAGGGGUUGGGGAGAAUUGCUAGUUCUCUGGGUAGACCACUAUGUAUGGAUCAUUCCACUGCUCGUAGGGAAAAUUUUGGUACUGUGCGAAUUUGUGUUGAGAUUCAGGCGAAGAAACCACGGGUAAACAGGAUUAGCAUCAUUUCGGACAAUAUGAAGGAAAUGUUUAUCAAUGUCGAGUACUGUGGCUUACCGAGUUGUUGUGCUCAUUGUGGGGGGUUUUUGGGCAUGACUGCUCUCUUCCUCCACCUGGGGUUAACACCAAGAAGGUCUGGAGGAAGAAGACUCCGCUAGUUAUCCCUAUUGAGUCUGCUAAUGGAGGAAGAAGGCCAUGACUGCUCUUCGCAAAUGACAAUCCUCACUUGGAAUACAAGGGGCUUCAACUAGGGAUGGCAAAUUACCCACCCAUGGGUAAUUAUACCCAAACCCAAGUAGACCCAUUGAUAAUGGGUUGGGUAUGGGUGAAGUGCAUAUGGAUUUGGGGGUUCAUAGAUGGGUUUGGGUUUGGGGCUUCCAUAAUCUAAAUGGGUAUGUGUUGGAUAUGGAUAUCCAUUUACUUGAGGGUGUUUUAACUACACAUGCAAAAAUUGGACCUAUUUGCAAAACUUAAAAAGUUUAGGUACCAAAAUGUAAGACCAAAAAAAUUUAGGUACCAAAACGUAAUUUUCCAUCGAUAUUUUGAGGACUUAUAUGCAAAAAAAAUUAAAUUUAGGUACUAAAUAUGCAUGCCUAUUAAGUUUGGGUACCAAACUGUAAUUUGUAUUUGGGCAUGGGUACAAACCCAAAUCCAUUUGAUAUAAACCCAACUCAACCCAAAGUAAAUGGGUAUGGGUACAAACCCAUCAAACUCUACCCAUGGGUAUGGGCAAAGUUGCCAUCCCUAGCUUCAACAACCCCUCGAAACAUAAUGAUAUGCUUCGAUACAUUAGUUCCCUGAUAUUCAGUUUGCAGAUAACUACUCUAAGCAUCCGUUGGGGAGAAUUUGGAUUAGUUGGAAUGAUUAUAUCACUUUAAGUGUUCUAGCAGAAGAGUCACACUUUAUUCGCACUGCAGUUUCAACAAGGCAGGGUGAGAAAUUCUUUUUCACGGCAAUAUAUGGAUCCAAUGAUGAAAAGGAGAGGCUCGUGACUUAUAAAGAGCUGAGCAAGUGGAAGAUCCAAGGUGCUCCUUGGCUCAUCUGUGGGGAUUUCAACGCUAUUCUGGCUCUAUCUGAAUCUUCUAAUGAGGUAUCAAUCAGUAAUAGCAUGCCUGAUUUUCGUGCAUGGGUUGAUAAAAUGGAAAUUGUGGAUCACACAACUACUGGUAUUGUCUUUACUUGGGAUAAUCAACAACAGGUCAAUCCAAUUGCUAAAAAGUUGGAUAUAAUUCUGGUAAAUGUUGAAUGGUUUGAUAUCUUUCCAGAAUGUGUUGCUAGAUUCCUUGCUCCUGAUUUCUCUGAUCAUUGUGGAAUGCUGGUUAUACCUAAGGUUCCUGUAAGGAAAUUCCCCAACCUAUUUAGAUAUUUUGAUAUGUGGGAACAACAUGAUUCUUAUCACGAUAUUCUUUAAGACACAUGGAAGCAAAAGGUUUCUGGAAGGGGUUUCUUUGUUGUGAAGUAGAAGUUGUAUUUGCUCAAGACGGAACUACGCAAGCUCAACAAGCACUCUUUCUCAGAUAUUUCAGAGAGGGUUAAACACAAAAGAGAGGAGGUUCGAUCUUUACAACUUCAGGCUUUGCACAAUCCUGCUCCAGCUUUUUAUUAGAAAUGAGUGAGGCUAUUGAGGCUUAUGCUGAUCUGGUCAAAAUGGAGGAGGCUUUCUAUAGACAAAAAUCAAAAAUUAGGUGGCUCACCUUGGGGGAUCAUAACUCAGGAUUCUUCUAUAAGUCUGCCAUUAUCCGUGCUGCUCGCAAGAAGAUCAGGAAGAUUAUUAUAAAUGAUGGGAAGGAGUUAAAUGAUACACAGGACAUUGCUGGUGAAGCGGUUUCAUAUUACAAGGGUCUAUUUGGCAUUAUCAAUAGUGAAGUCAAAGUGGAUAGAGAGAUCAUUCAAGAUUGCUUGCUCAGCACUCUAAGUCAGGAGCAUUAGGAUUCACUUUGCAUUCCAGUCACGGGGCAAGAGAUCAAAGAUGCUUUAUUCGCGAUGGAUGGUUCAAAGGCCCCUGGGCCAGACGGAUGGACAAUGUAACACCCUGAUAAUUUAGAUUUAGGUUCGACCUUAAUAUGUGAUCGGUUGGAUUGACGGUUAAGUACUAAAGAGUUACAAUCGCGGAAUAAGAAUAAUAAUAUUAU
Molecule: messenger RNA, 3779 nt
Organism: Linum trigynum
Lineage: Eukaryota; Viridiplantae; Streptophyta; Magnoliopsida; Malpighiales; Linaceae
Source: the annotation of a GenBank genome assembly